GUGUGCAAAGUCGCAAGAAACUGCAAGCAAGGACGAGUUCUGCUUUCUCUUUUUCGGUCACACCAUAAAGAUCCACGGCAGCGACGCGACGGAUCCCCCCCCCCAAAAAAAAAAAAAAAAAAAACAGCAAACAUGCAGUCCCACUUGCUUGCGUUAAUCUUUGUGUGCGUGCAUUGCGGAACAAGUGCACUGGCGGUCACCGUCACCGCUGCGCCCCCCUCCACCAACUCCAGCAGCGCGGACGCCGGGAUGGAGGGCGCCGUUUCUUCGAAGAGCAGGAGGAAGCGUUACAUCACCCAGAGCGACAUGGUGGCUAUUCUUGAUUUCCACAACAAAGUGAGGGGCAAGGUGUUCCCUCCGGCGUCGAACAUGGAAUACAUGGUGUGGGAUGACACUCUGGCUCAGUCGGCUGAGAACUGGGCCCACGUCUGCAUGUGGGAGCACGGCCCGGCUCACCUCCUCAGAUUUCUGGGUCAGAACCUCUCCGUCAGGACAGGACGGUACCGUUCCAUCCUUCAGCUUGUGAAGCCGUGGUACGACGAGGUCAAAGAUUACUCCUUUCCUUACCCCCGCGACUGCAACCCCCGAUGUCCUCUCAGAUGCUACGGCCCCAUGUGCACCCAUUACACACAGAUGGUGUGGGCGACCUCCAACAAAGUGGGCUGCGCCGUCCACACGUGCCACAACAUGAACGUUUGGGGGUCCGUGUGGAAACGGGCGACAUAUUUAGUCUGCAACUACUCGCCAAAGGGCAACUGGAUCGGAGAGGCUCCCUACAAAGUCGGGGUCCCCUGCUCCGCGUGCCCCCCCAGCUACGGGGGCUCGUGCAGCAACAACAUGUGCUUCCCCGCUAUGAAGACAAACUACCUGCACUGGUUCAAGUAAAGGAGGCCUGACCUGCCACACCCCCACAGAGACGAUAUACUCAUCAAAAGGCGAAAGGAUUUGCACAGCCACCUAAUUUUGUAUAUAUGGCUUAUUUAAAGACAAAAAGAAAGAUUUAAAGGCAGCAGACAAUGUUAACAAUUUGUACAUAAACUGUAAAUUCAUGUAAACUAUAGAAGACUUUUUUUGUUUGUACUUCCUGUGAUUGUUUUUUUUUUCCAAUUUAUGUCCAAAAUGGGUCCUUAAAAUCACACACACACGGUGCUACGUAUCUUUUACUAUUGCCAAUGUAGCGACUAAUGUCCCGAAUAUCAAAAUAGCUGCUCUAGGUACUCACUAUGGUGCUACAGGAGGCCAGCAUCACACCUCCAUGUUGUGUUUGCUGCCUGUUUUUUUUUUUUUUUAAAUGGGAAUGUUGGGAUUAAACUUCAAAUGGACGCCAGUAUAGCAACACCACAUGCUUCAUCCUCAGGCAUCGACUUUUUUUCCUGUGAGGAAUUGACAAAAGUGCACUUACUUGGGAAAUCUAAAUGUACAGUAUAGAUUUGUUUUUUCUCGUUUCACCCUUUUGUUUAGAAUUUAUGUUUUUAUAGCGAAACAUAUUGGACUUUUUUUUAAUCUGUUUGAUAAUCUUAGUUGUUUCACUGUACAUUGGUAUAUUUAAUAUUCACUUGUUUUGAUGUAUCGGACUGAUCUACUGUUGUCUUUGUGAUGCAGUUUUGGAGCAAGACACUCAAGUGCACCUUAAUUCUUUGUAAAUGUCCAAAAAUACCAAGAAAAUCUGUUUUAUUAUUUUUUUUUGUUUGUGUACAUAAUUAUUUUACCUUGACUAUCCAUAAACUACAAUUAAUGUGUAAGUUAUUCAUUUUUAUAUUGGGAAAUAUUUAAGUGGUAUUCAUUUUUUGUAUUGUUUGAUGAAAGGAUUGCACAUACAGCAAAACAAUUUAAUAGCGUGAAGUUCAUUAGAAAUCAAGCAUUUCCACAAUAUUGCCAAGCAUUAUUUUUUCUUUCAAGAAUGCAUUUCCAGCAUAAUUGAUCAACUCAGAAACAGUCAACUGUGACUCAAACAAAAGAAAAUAAUAUUCCGCACUGAUUACUAGUCAUUUAUGCAAUAAACUGCUCUUUUACUUUUGAAAUUGUUAAUAAAGUGCUCUGAAAUUGGUCUAAAUUUGUGGUGAACAGCAAACCUGAAGUUAUUGCAUACUUUAUAAAUUGGGUACAGUUUAAUAAAAUACCUACAUAUACUUUUUUAAAGCAGUUAUUAACUUGAAUAACAUUUACCUGAAAGUAAUUGGCAAACCACCACAGUAAAUUCGGUAAAUUUUAUAAACAGUAUUACAGAACACACCUCUGUCCACCUAAUCCAGGGGUGUCAAACUGAUUUUUCUCGUGGGCCACAUUGUUGUUCCGGUUUCCAUCAGGGGGCCAUUAUGACCGUGUAACACAAAUAUU
Molecule: messenger RNA, 2337 nt
Organism: Syngnathoides biaculeatus (alligator pipefish)
Lineage: Eukaryota; Metazoa; Chordata; Actinopteri; Syngnathiformes; Syngnathidae
Gene: pi15a
Product: peptidase inhibitor 15a
Exons: 6
Coding region: 133-885 (250 amino acids)
Cellular component (GO): extracellular region
Source: RefSeq, a predicted model, not a curated record